This is a messenger RNA of Paramecium octaurelia, 1830 nucleotides long. NCBI's taxonomy places the organism in Eukaryota, Ciliophora, Oligohymenophorea, Peniculida, Parameciidae. The record is from the annotation of a GenBank genome assembly.
AUGAAGAAUAAUGGAAGAGUGCAAGUGUACGAGAAAUUAUGUUAAUGCCUUACAACUCUGGAGCUGAGGAGAUACAAUCAUCAUGCAAGAACUCCCGAAAAGGACAUCACUUUGAUCAAGGAGUAAAUCAAUCAGGUAUGAUUAAAUGAUAAAUCUAAAAACAAGUAUCUUAAACAGCAUUUCAAGACACUUUGUUACUCGACAGAAUUGCGAAAGACUCUCAAGAAGAUAAUCCUCUAGGGGGAAUUGCAUGAAAUGAACUACAACUGGUAAUUCUUUGUUUUCAUUGCUUUAGGGUGUUAUUGGAGUUGUCUGGGGCAAGAACAAAGAGAGUUUAAAAUCCUGAUGUGUAUGAUUAGGUCAUCAAACUGAGAAAUGACUAUCCACAGUCUUAUUUUUAAACAAUUUAAUUGGUAUUCUUGCCAAAUUAAAAUUAGAGGAUGUUGUAAGAACUGUGUCACCCUCUUUGAGAAUUCAGAAUAACGAGAGAGUUUACGAGAGGAAUCACGAAUACGAAGCCAAAAUAGAAAGGAUUUUGGUUGCAUAUUCUAUUAGAAAUCCAUUUGUCUCCUAUUGUCAAGGUUUAAAUUUCAUUACGCACUUUUUGGUAAAUAAAUUAAAAUUUUCGGAAGAGGACGUAAAUAAUCAUACCUAAAUAAAUAGACCUUUUGGGCAUUGAGUUCAUUGAUCGAAGAGAUAAUGCCAUUGGAUUAUUACACAAAUAUGAUAAGUGUCAUGGUAGACACCAAAAUCCUUGAGUAUUUCAGUAAAAUCUAUGUGCCUGAAUUACUCUAGCAUUUCAAAGAGAUCUAUUUGGAAGCCAACUUUUAUGCCAUACAAUGGUUUGUGUGUUUGUUUACUCCAAAUCUGCAUUUUGACAUAGUUAAAGAAAUCUGGUUGAGAGUGAUGGUACAAGGAAAUAGAGCCUUGAUAGCCUCAGCGAUUGCCAUCUUGUUUAUUUUUGAAAAAGAAUUAAUGAAGUUCUCAGAUUUCGGAGAUCUGUUGGAAUUCUUUAAGAAGAAUCUCAAAGAAUACAACAACAUACAGGAAUUCAGAUUUAUUGUGAAUCAAAUCUAAAUAAAGAAAAAGCCUCUCUUUGAAGCCAGAGAUAUGUUCAGAAAGAUUCUGGAGAAAGAACAUGAGUAGAGUCUUGGGAAUGAAUCUCCUAGUUUGGGAAGAGUGACAUGCAAUCCCCAAUGGACUGUUUGCAAUCAAGUCAUGCAUUUGAAUAAAACUCUAAAAAGAUCAUUCUCCUUCUUUGUCUAUUCCCAGAAGGAACCUUGCAGAGUGAUCAAUGACUAUUGGGAUAGAUAUGAUGAUUCCAGUAGUGUUUGUAGCAGUACAGCAUCUAGUCCCAAGAAGAAGAAAUAGAAGGAGUAGGGACCUUAAGUGCUCCUUGGAAGGCAGUUCCAUAUUUGUUAGAACAACGACUUAGAUGAGAAUGAUAAAUAUUUAUAUCGCUCUACUUUGUUGGUGCAUCAAGACUUAAACUCAGAAAUACAAAGUAAUGAGGAUGAAGAGGAGGAGGAGGAGGAGACUAUAGAGAACUAUGAGAGCAUUAAAUCGAUUGAGUAAGACAAUGGUCGAGGCAGAUCUGUAACAAUGAAUAGAUACAUGCCUCGAUUGAGUGAACAAGGCUAUGAUGGAUUCUAUAAAUAGGCUGUUUAUAUGAUGAAGUAAUAACAGCCUGCAGAACCUAGGAAAAUUAGUGGGGAAUUAAAGUUAUUUCCUGAAACUAAAAAUGAAUAGGUUUAACAAAAAUUUAGAGUGGCUAGAUAAAGUAUUAGUAGCAUUGCUUUUGCUACUUAAUUUGUUCAAAAGUGAAUGAAC